AAGGAUGAAAGGAAGACAAGUGAUAGACGGAAAAAGGAAAGCAGAGAUCUUGAUAGAAGAAAAGAGCGGUCAAAGAAUGAGGUGAGUGAGUGAGUAGUCUAUAAAGCCCUUGGAAACUUUGGUGGAAAUUGUCUUGUUCCCUCUAUUUAACAGCAAAUUAGUAAUAUUCAACCUUUCUAAAAUGCUUUUAUGACUCUCUCAUUCUCUUAGGAAUCUAGUAGUAGAGAAAAAGAGGACAAAAUGACGAGAAGAGAAAAAGAAAAGAUUGAAGCAUUAAAAAAGAAAGAGGUAUUUUUGUCAACCCUUUAGCUCCCAGAUCAAAUUUGUAAUUUUCCUUACUGUCAACUAUACAAUUCUUGUAAUGUUAGCUUAGAGAAUUUAGAAUCGGAACAACUAAUUAUCCCCAAUUAAUAUUUUUCUUUAUUCUCAUCACUUUUUUACCGCCCAGCGCAAAAAUUUUGGUAUAAAAAAGUCAGUCGAAAAGUCGAUUAAAAUAAUUUGUAUGAUCGAGUAAAAGCUCCAUUGACCAGUGGCGUUUACUAUUACAACCACCUCCUACCCCUUCCUGCGUAGUCAUAGUCCGUCUCUCACCCCUCCUUGAGUAAACUAACUGUUUAUUUUCCGACUUAUUUUGGGGGCCAGACAUGAAAUUCGAGCAUCCUGAGGCUCCAAUGGCAUGUUGUUUUAAAUAUCGAUAGAGAAUAUAGUUAAAUCAGGCCAUGUGUCUCAUCAGUUAGAGACAACGAAGGACCAUGGGAAACAUUCGCAAAAUAUCAGCUUUCUGUUUUUCUGUGACCGACGUUUUGUCUUGUUUAGUGGUACCUUACUAAGUUCCUGAUCACAUGAAACAGCUCUUUUUUUUAAAUGACGUUUUCUUCAAGCUCUGUUUCGUUACUUUAUUCAAAGUACGAGACAUUUUCACCUGCUUUUGUUCAGAUACCACAGGAUAAUUGGGUUAUACUUUGAAUACCUUAACAAUUUUUUUUUAGAAAGCAGCGAGCGCUGCUAAAAUUCACUUUCGUUCAUUUUGGCAAGCUGCAGCGCCACUAAAGGCAGGAAAACCGAUACGAUUGUUUUCACUGAUGAAAAAUUUCGCCUUCGGCUUAUGAUUGGUCAGACGAUUACUUCCCACUUGUGUGAAAAACUGCUCGACCAAUCAGAAUUUGUGCUUUUUAUUAUUUUAAGAGACAAUUUCCCUUGGAGUGAAUCUCAGCAUGUAUAUAAUGAUCGAAUAUGUCAUAUUUUUCAAACACAUUUGGCAUUGCUGUAAUUGCUUGUGCAACCUAGAGUAAACAACAUGCGAAGGUACGAAAUAACACACAAUAAAGAAUAAGUAACUGGAAAUAUACUGAGUGUAUAUAUAUUAGUAUAUACUAUACUAAAUAUACUAAGCUGGAAAUAUACUAAGCGGCGCAUUAAAAAAAUAUAUGGAAUAAUAAUUGCAAAAGCCAUAAAAGUAAAGAAGUAACUUGCACCUUAGCCUAAACGCGUGGCUUGAAAAUCCAACAUGACGGCUGUUUUUUAGAUUGUUAGAGCGUGAUAAUAAAAUUGAAACGCAUACACAGAAACUCUGGAAUAGCCUCUUUGGAAGAUAUACGACGACCAAAUGAUAAUUUUAGACUUGGGCUUUUCCACAGGGUGUCCAAAAAGACUUUGAACGCGAUGAAGUUGGGGCUGUAAACUCAAGGAAGUGGAAGUUGGAGUGCGGCUCUCUUCCUUCUCUAUGUAAGCGUUAGCGAAUAGUUAUUUUACUUUUGUCCUUCAUAUAUCAAUGUUAAUACAAGAAGAUAACAUCCUACUCGUCACAAGUACUGAUGUACCCUUAACCUACUGUUGAUGACAUUUCGUGGCCAUGGGCUCAUACCGUACUCUCAGAUUAAUAUUUGCACGACAGUGAUUUUCCUAACUCUUCUUCGAGUCUUGUCGGCGCUAAAUUUUUUGAUGAGGUGAAGGUGAAAUGUGAGCUAAAUUCUACAUGAAAAACAAAUAGAAACUUAUCAUGCGUUACUGCGUGGUAUUUGGGAUACGUAUUGGGUUUUGGAAUUAAUAUUUUACUAAUACUUCUAUUUUAUAUUUCGUGAAACAAUUACUUCAAAAAUUCCUUGGUCGUUUUUAACAAGACGCGAGUGUCAUUGAAAUAUAUCACCUUGACAACGGUGAAUUGGACUUCUUCGCUUGCACACCCGGGAUUCAACGUCUUGCUGGCAUCGAACUCCUGCGUCUUGUAAAAAAUUUGUUCUUUUCAGCCUGACCUUUUGAAUGCCUUUUUUAAAGAUGACUUUGAAUAAACCUAUCCUUCCUAGAAAGCUGAUAUUUUUGUGUUCUGUCGAUUUUCCGAUAAAGCUCGUGAGAGCUGGCUUAUAAUCAAUUUUUUACGCUUGCUCUAGACAGGCAGAACAUAACCCCCCGACUAUCAAAAAAAGAUCAGAAAAAGAUCAGAGCAGAUAUUGUCUGCAUAUUAAGUUGUUUAAACCUCGCAUCAUUCUCAACAGCACAUAAGAAAAACACUUUGUGAUCAGUUGGCUCUUACGACGUCGCUCUCUGCCUCUUGUUAUUUUAGGCCGAACAAUAAUGAUUUCACCCUUAUAAGUGUUAAAAUGGAAGAACUCAAUGCGCAAUCUCAAAUAGUGACUAUGGCACUUUAAGGAUAACGUUAAUGAAAAGCUUUGUUUAAGAAACCUCAACGUAAAAAAUAAAAAGACAUUGAUUGAUAACUCAUUCGGUCUAAGACUUCAUACGAAGAUUAUCAAUGGGAUGAUUUUUUCUAUGAGGGGUCAUAAUUACUUACACUAGUUGAUAGCACUCAGUGAAUGUUGGCGCGGAGGUAUCUUACAAUUUUAAUGAUAUUGCAUUUUGAUUUUUUCUUUCUUCCAGACCUUCAUGAUUGCAUCCCACCACCAUUGAUGGCCAAUGUAAGGAGAACGCUUGACUGUGGGUUUGGUUUUUGCUAGUUUGUUUGUUUGCUUUUUGGAACUCAAUAAUGUAAAGCAAAUUAAAUUUACUCGUAACUUUCAGUAUUUCUCUCGCAAAAUCGAUUGAGCGAUAGCUGAAUAGAAUUGGUUUUAACUAAGCCAACCGUAAAGAAAUAGUAAGUCCUGGGUACAUCCUGGCCAUGGAGCCAUGGAAUUUCUUGUUUCGAAUUCCGAUUCUGCUCUCGUUUCCAAAGUUCCCUCAAAGUUCAAAAUAUAACAAGUUCUGACUUGGACUUGACUCUCAUUGUCCAGCUGGACAGAACAAUUUUAAACAGUCUCGAAUUCUCGGCCCAGCGCAAAAAUUUUGGCAUUAAAAAGGUCAGUGGAAAUACCGAUUAAAAUAAUUUGUAUGAUCGAGUAAACGCUCCAUUAACCAGUAGCGUUUCCUAUUACAACCACCUCCCACCCCUCCCUGUGUAAUCAUAGUUCGUCUCUCACCCCUCCCUGAGUAAUAACACUGCCUCCCAGCCCUUCCUCAGUAUACUAUGAGACUACAUCCCACCCCUCCCUUUGUACUAAUGGUGUGCUUCCCCCCGAUAAAAUGGUUAAAAAAAUGGUCUAAAAAGAGUCCAAAAAAUAGUCCAGUCCAUAUUUUAACCUAUGCCAUAUUAGACUGCCCGUUUUGUUUUGUUUAAUCCAUCAUCGAUACUCCUGACCGUAUUAAAUAAUGAUCUAACUUUCAAAUACGCAUUUUGGUUAUAACGAAUCAAGUCAGGUAGAAUAUGUUCUAAUCGUUUUGCUAACGCCUCAGAAGCCAUUUUGCUGUCCACAUUAAUGAGAGAGAUUGGUCUCUGUAUUUUUUGUUGAUGUUGAGCAAAAUUACGCGUCCCGUCAGACUUAAGUCUCGAUUGGGAAUUGGUCAAUAGGCUACCAAAAAUCCAGACAGAGGCGGAGUUUUCUAUACUAAUGUCUGAACACUUUGUUGGCUUCCCGCCGUUUGGCGGGACGCGUAAUUAUGCACACGAUGGUAAAGGCCCUUCCGCACAAGCUAUUAGACGCUGACAAAACUUGGUUCUCUUCACUCAAAAUCACAUCAAAAUUUGUCCUUGCUAAAUUUCAAGUGUGCUGCACGUAUCAUCACCCCCGAGGACACCUUUACGUAAGAGGGCGGGGGUGUGCGCCGGAAAUUUCGAAAACGACCCUUAUAAAAUAAUAAAAAGUACCUGAGUCUUAUCUGUGUGGGAGUGGCAACAAUUGAUGUCUACCCCUAAAAGUACCAAUUCAAAAGCAAAAAAAUUGAAAAAUCCCCAAAAUAAAAAUUCCUUGAUCGAUGUGCUCUAGAGGCUCAAGUCAUAUCAUUAAAAUCUUAAUGCUUAUUUCAGGUAUUUUAUUGAGCGAAAAACACCCUAAAACGUACCAGCUAGGUCUCUGGUUUUUUUUACCCCUAAAAGUUACGACAAGCAUCCUUACCCAUUUCCGAUCGCCUUCUCCACCCCAGUCAGCACCUAAAAACAAAGAUUUGCCCCCCAGUGAAAAAAAAAGUGAUUUGCCUCAGUCGCCCCCCACCUCAAAAAUCUAAUGUUCCGUCCCUAAGAUACCUUUUACAUAAUUCCGAAAUGAGUUUCGUUCCGGAACGAAAUGAAUUUCAUACCGCGUUUACAUACAAGAUAACUUAGCCUGUAAAAACAAUUAUUUAUGUCCUAUUCUGUCUUUUUCUAUGUUUCCCUCGCUCCUAAAGAGGAUUCAUACAGACAUAAGAGUCGUACCGCGUUUAUAUUAUACAGGUACAAGAAUGAAUGUUUCGUUCUGGAGUGAAAACCCCUAUAAACCCAUUCAGAAAUGACUCGUUUCGGAUAAACUUUACUCUGGUAUUAUGUGGCAUUCUUGAACAAAACUCAUUCCGAUAUCAUGUAAUUAAAAGGCUCCUAAAAGUUUUUAUUCCCAGAGCAUCACGCUUUGCUCUCCUGUCGAAAUACUGUAAAUUUCAAAAGUGUUGAUGCAACAACCCACUUUUAACUGCUUCGCUACCACUGAAACAACGAUCAGUUACCACAAAAGGCAUAUAUUCUAAUAUUUUCAAUUCAACAUAAACAAAAAUUUAUAUACAGGGUAAAUAUUCAUUUAUGUCAGUAUGAAUUAUUUCGUGAUUAGCUUAUGAUGUAAAUGGAGGAGGGGAAAACACAACGCAAAACCUGGGCUCCUGUCAAAAAGUAAUACCCAGGCGUUAUAAAAUAAUCGAAACAGCUAAUAAAAUCAUAACCUAGAGUGUUAUGGUAGAUUUUUUAACAAAUUGUAGUGAUUAAUGGCAGUAAACGGUGACGACAAGUAGGCAUACCAUGCAUAUUUCAUAGUCGCUAGCAAGUAAAUUUUGCUGGACUUUGAGUUCGUCUCAAGAUAAAACAACACAAAUACACAACGAAAUUUUUUCAGUGACUUUUUAACCAUCCUUUUGUCUUUUAAAAGCUCGAAGCUCAGUAGAUUCUGUCAUAUCGGUCAUUGUUAAAACUGUCUUUGUUUUGAUGCUACUUUUUGACAUAGGAAAAGUAUGUCGGACAAAAAUAUUUGCAAAAAAAUAAAUAUUACUUUGCCAGCUCCAGUAAUGACAAAGGAAAUAGUUUAGAUAAUAAAACAAAGGAUUAUGUUGACAGAAAAACCUGAGGUCAAGGUUAUUCGUUACAUGAGGUCACACAACUCAGGUAAUAUUCACGGUGAAAAUUUGCGUAUUUGAGCGGUCGAACGAAAAAAAUAAGUUCUCAAAAACUAAAAUAUAUUUUCACAAAAAAACUACACCACAAUUAUUAGGACAUAUUGGGCUACAAAACAUGAAAGUAGGAGUGAAAUGAAAUUUUGGGCGACUUGCCACAAUAUUUCAAAUUUGUGUGAUGGAUGCUGACAUCAUCUCUUAACUUGUUUAGUGGUAUCUUACUAAGUUCCUGAUCACAUGAAACACCUCUUUUUUCUAAAUGACGUUUUCUCUAAGCUCUCUUUUGUUACUUUAUUCAAAGUACGAGACAUUUCACCUGCUUUUGUUUAGGUACCACCGAAUAAUUGGUUAUGCUUUGAACACUUUUGCGUUUUUUUCUUGGAAAGCAGCGAACGUUUCUAAAAUUCACUUUCAAUCAUUUUGGCGAGCUGCAGCGCCACGAAAGGCAGGAAAACCGAUACGAUUGUUUUCACUGAUGGAAAAUACCGCCUGCGGCCUGUGAUCGGUCACACAAUUACUUCUCAUUUGUGAGAAAACCCCUUCGACCAAUCAGAAUUUGUGCUGUUUAUCAGCACGUACAUAAUAAUCAAAUACACAUUCGGCAUUACUCUUAUUGCUUAUGCAACCUGGUGUCAGCUGAAGGUACGAAAUAACACAUAAUAUAUACACAACAAAGGGAACGAAACAGAGCUGAAAAUAUACAGAAACAUAUGGAAUAAUUAUUGCAAGAGCCAUAAAAGUAAAGAAGUAACUUGCACCUUGGCCUCAACGCGUGGCUUGAAAAUCCAACAUGACCGCUGUUUUUAGAUUGUCGGGGCAUGAUAAUACAAUUGAAACGCGUGCGCAGAAACUCUGGAAGAUAUACGACAACCAAAUAGUAAUUUAAGACUUUUUUCACAGGGUAGCCCAAUAUUACGGCGCACACGUUCUGCCCUAGAUAUAGGGAGGUCUAACUCUUCUUCCUCUGAAGGUAAGCGUUAGCGAAUGGUUAUUUUUCUUUUUUUUCCUUCUCAGCUGUCCAUAUAUUGAUCUUGAUACAACUAGAUAACAUCCUAAUCGUCACAAGUACUGAUAUACCCAUAAACUACUGUUAGUGACAUUUCGUGGCCAUGGGCUCACACCGUGCACUGAUUGAACUUGUACGACAGUGAUUUUCCUAACUCUUCUUCGAGUGUUAUCGGUGCAAAAUUUUUCUGAUGAGGUGAAGGCGAAAUGCGAACUAAAUUCUAUAUGAAAAGCAAAUAGAAACUUAUCAUGCGUUACUGAAUGGCGUUUGUCCAAAACUCAAAAUGAAGACUGCAGUUCGGGUACCUUAUUGUCUUCGAGAUAUUUCUUAAAGCGGCUAAGUCACGAUUCACGCAUGCGCAUUUAAAACGAAGGAAAUAGUGACAACAGGCCGUUGGUAACCUUUGCCGUCCAGUUUCAAAAAAUCCGUUUAAUCUUGGGAUUUUGCCACCUCCAAAAGCUCUCAUACAAAAGUACAUUAAGGAAAAGUCUUUGGUGUUGUUUUGGAAUGAAUAUUUUACGAAUACUUCUAUUUUACACUUCGUGAAACAAUUGCCUAAAAAAUUCCUUGGUUGUUUUUUAAUAAGGUGCGAGUGUCAUUGAAAUAAGUUACCAAAAACAACGGUGUAUUAGAUGUCUUCGCUUGCACAUCCGGCAUUCAACUUCUUGGUAACAUCGAACUCCUGCGUCUUGUAAAAAAUUUGUUCUUUUCAGCCUGACCUUUUGAAUGUCUUUAAGGAUUACUUUGAAUAAACCUGUCCUUCCUAGAAAGCUGAUAUUUUUGUGUUCUGUCGAUUUGCCGAUAAAACUCGUGAGAGCUGCCAUAUAAUCAAUUUCUUAUGCUUGCCCUAGACAGGCAGAACAUAAUUUUCAGACUGUGUCUUUAUCGAGAGGGAGAGCCCUAAAAUCUAUUGAGACUCAGAAAAAGAUCAGAGCAAAUAGUGUCUACACAUUAAGUUGUUUAAACCUCACAUCAUUCCCAACAGUGCGUGAGCAAAACACCUCGUGAUCGGUUGGCUCUUACGACAUUGCUCUUUAGACCAAACAAUACUGGAAGAAUUUCCAAAAUGGAAGAACGUAAUGCGCAAUCUCUAAGAGUGACUAAGGCUCUUUAAGGAUAACGUUAAUGAAAAGCGUUGUUUAAGAAACCUCGACGCAAAAAUUAAAAGCAUUGAUUGAUAGGAAGAUCAUCAAUAGAGUGAAGUUUAUCUAUGAGAAGUCACAAUUACUUACAUUAGUUUAUAGCACAGAAUGUUGGCGAGGAGGGGUCAUAUUCAUCUUAAUGGUAUUGAUUUUCUUCUUUUUUUCAUGCUUCGGUUAUGCUUCCGUCCCUGAAUCAGAGUCGCCCAGGGUAAGGAAAAUGCUUAACUGUAGGUUUGAUUUUUGUUUUUGUUUCUUUUUUUUUUGGUACUCAAUAGCUUAAAGCAAAAUAGUUUCAUAAAUAAGUUUUAGAAUUUCUCCAGCAAAAUUGAGUGAGCGAUAGCUGAAUAGAAUUGGUUUUAACCAAGCCAAUCAUCAGGAAAAAGUAACCAAUUGUGACUGGUUAAAUUCUGGCAAUGGAACCAUGGAAUUUCCUGUUCGUUUUCCGAUUCUGCCCUAGUCUCCUCAAUUCAAAAAGUAGCACAAGGCUUAACGUGAUCUUUUUAUUCAGUGGCCAGCUAGUUAGAUCAAAUUAAGAAAGUGUUCUUUAAUGUCUUUCGUUUAUCGUGGCAUUAACAUUUCUCAGAAUGAAGAUCAUAUUCUAAGUAUAAUGCUGGCACUGUCAACCGUUCAGCUUCAAAGUGAAAUUUGGUAUUCUUAUGCAAACGUUUUCUUUCAGAGGAUUUCGUUACAGUCACUGGAAACUAAAUAUAAUUUCUCUGAAGGUUAGCGUCAUGGAGUGUUUAUUUUCUCUCCAUAGCUGUUUAGUCCAUCAGUAUGUCCAUCUAGAUUUUUCGCUUUAUUGUUUUGACCUACAUGUCAAAAGAACUGUUAUGCCUAUAACCCACGAUUGAGAACAUGUCGUGGCCAUGGGCUUAUAACGUGCAAUCGAACUUGUGUAAACUUUGCUAUUCCUUACCCUUCCUUUACCUUGCAAGUGGUGUUGGCACAUAGUCUUUUGAAGAGGUGAGGAAGAAAUAUUUUAAUUCUACACUCGAAGAAAGGGAACUCAGUUUAUCAUCCGUCACUGAGUACUCUGAGUCCAAGAUAUUAAAAGAAGAAGUGUGAAUAAGUUUGUUUUAGCAAAGAGACUUUGCUUUCUUUAGUGUCAUCAAGUGUUGAUUGUCUAUAUAUUAAGUUGUUUAAACCUCGCAUCAUUCUCAACAGCCCGUGACCAAAACACUUUGUGAUCUGUUGGCUUUUACGACGUCGCUCUCUGCCUCUUGUCGAUUAGUCGAGGUCGAAGAAUGGUGAUUUCACGCUUUUAAGUGUCAAAAUGGAAGAACUUAGUUCGCAGUCUCAAAGAGUGACUUACGCCCCUAAAGGCUAACGUUAAUGAAAAGCGUUGUUUAAGAAACCUCGACGCAAAAAUUAAAAGCAUUGAUUGAUAAUCUAUUUGUUCUAAAACUUCAUAGGAAGAUCAUCAAUAGAGUGAAGUUUAUCUAUGAGAAGUCACAAUUACUUACACUAGUUUAUAGCACUGAAUGUUGGCGAGGAGGGGUCAUAUUCAUCUUAAUGGUAUUGAUUUUCUUCUUUCUUUCAUGCUUCGGUUAUGCUUCCGUCCCUGAAUCAGAGUCGCCCAGGGUAAGGAAAAUGCUUAACUGUAGGUUUGAUUUUUGUUUUUGUUUCUUUUUUUUUGGUACUCAAUAGCUUAAAGCAAAAUAGUUUCAUAAAUAAGUUUUAGAAUUUCUCCAGCAAAAUCGAGUGAGCGAUAGCUGAAUAGAAUUGGUUUUAACCAAGCCAAUCAUCAGGAAAAAGUAACCAAUUGUGACUGGUUAAAUUCUGGCAAUGGAACCAUGGAAUUUCCUGUUCGAUAUCCGAUUCUGCUUUUAUAGACUAGUCUCCUCAAUUUAAAAAGUAGUAGAAGGCUUAACGCGAUCUUUUUAUUCAGUGGCCAGCUAGUCAGAUCAAAUUUAGAAAGUGUUCUUUAAUGCCUCUCGUUUAUCAUAGCAUUAACAUUUCUCAGAAUGAAGAUUAUAUUCUAAGUAUAAUGCUGGCACUGUCAACCGUUUAGCUUCAAAGUGAAAUUUGAUAUCCUUAUGCAAACGUUUUCUUCCAGGGGAGUUUAUGGUCACUGGUAGCUAAAUGUCAUUUCUCUGGAGGUUAGCGUCGUCAAGUGUUUAUUUUUUUCUCCUCAGCUGUUUAGUCCAUUAGUAAGUCCACCUAAAUAUGUAGACAUUUCUUUGUUUUCAUAUUUUCCAUAUGCAGCAUUGAGCCUACUUACCUGUCAUAUUUGGAGCAAAAUUUCGCCACAAAUACGUUUUUACUUCCCAAAAACUUACAUAAAAGUUAUCAAUUACUUACCGCUUCUGCCCUACCCAUCUUGGGAGUUGUAUUUCCCCGCUUAAAACCCUGAAAGAUGCCUUAAAUUUUGGUAAUGGUGAAUGUACCGAGGUUUGAUUAUCAUUGCUAGAACACCACUUUUUUCAGAAAUUUAUCACGAACGCUGCUACCCGGCAUAAAAGUUAUGAUCUUACACAGGCCUUACUAAGCGGCAGCCAUUUUUAAAUGGCCCGAAAAGCCUGCAUAAUGAGGGAUAUCCGCCAUCUUGUCUUGGAUUGUUGGUAAUAACUGAAAACAUAGAUAUGGCGCAUAAAUAGUCAGUCCUGAAAGUUUUUUCGUAUAAAUUGUUGUCUAUUCAGAAACCCAACAACCGAACACAUUCACAACUUUCCUUGAAGACCAUCUUUUUCGUGAGUGGACAUUGGGCAAAUGUAUUGGAGCCGGAGCUUUUGGCAAGGUACGUUAACUUAAAUUGUAAUCAAGGAUUUGACGUAAAAGUAAAUAAAUGCCAGAAAAUAACAGGAUUGUACUCAACAUUUUGUGAGACUUGACUACAAUCUUUGGAUAAAAUGUGCUUCUCAUUGAAACUGAGUAAUCUUAAAGAGUAGCCCUAUUAUUAAAUCAACACCGAGCUCAAGUUAGUUCUAACUUCGCGGAGGUUAGAAUCACGGUCUCUAGAUUACAGUAACAAGGCUACUUUGUUUCUUAUCCUUCAAUAUUUUUGCAGCGCGUGAAACAAAAUGUUAACGAUCAGCCUGCUGUUUGCUUGUUCCCUUGUCAAUGUUCUCUGUUACGAAUUUAAGAAAACACAAAUAUAUCUCUUCUUCUGUAACGAUCACAAAAUAUUUUCUCAUCUUGAAUACAUUUUAAAGGCAGGCUUUUAUCGUGAUUGACGGAAAGGUUUGAAAAUUGGGGAAUAUCACCGGUUACCAUAUGGCAGGCAGCACCCGUGGGCAAUAUGAAGUGAAUACUGCGUUCCGAUUAGCUACCCGCGCGGGCAAGACGAGCCCAUCUUGCGCUUUCCCGUUUUGAUACCGCGCAAGAAAGGAAAAACUGCCCGGGAUGCACUAACAAGUUUGGAAAUUUUUUGAAAUGUUAGCCAGAGAGUUUUAGCGGUAGAGGACAGUCCAAACAAAAAAGGCAUGAACGAGUUUCGUGAGUUUAUUGUGCUACAAAAACUGUUGCUCGAAAUUCGAUAAGUCAUUAUUGAUUCUAUUAAAAUUGAAGCGAAGCCUUUUUGCUGUACAAUAAAUCCUUUAUUGACCAAGGUUGUUUGGUCAAGAUGGCUUGAUUUUAACCCCGUUCUUUUUUUUUGUGUGUGUUUUUAUGGACCUCUACUUUGUCUCGGUCCGUAAAAAUGCAAAAAAAAAACUUGUCCAAUAUCCAGCCAAUCUUGACCUCACGCUUGAUCAACAAUGCAUAAAUACCGUAUUUCCCCGAACAAGCGCCCGGGCGCCUAUUUGAAAUUUCGGCCGAAAUGGGGGCGCUUAUUAAAUUUUCCUUUUAACGAACUGUAACUUUAUUUUGGCCACAUCUUCCAUAUACGUAUACGUGAAGUCAAUAUUUAAAUCUUUUGUUUAAAAAUGAGGAAAGACUUAUUUGUUUAAAGAGCUGACAGGGAAGAGGCAAAGAAGUAUGACGACGAUGUAAUUAGAACUUACAAAGUGAAGCAUGUGCAUGGCUCUGACAGGUUAUAGCUUGUUGGUCGCAUUCUGAUUGACCUAUCAUUCCUUAUCAACUACGUUCUUAAAACGCAUCCCAAUAACUCAAUAAUACUAGAAAUUACUGGUCCUCGAAGGCCAGAGAAUGGUCUAGUUAUGCCUGGGAAGAGUACGGCAUUUGCCAAAAGCGCAGCAACAUGACAAAAUUUAAAAGAACAGAUAACACAAAUAUCACAGAGUUAGAAAUAACUGGUAUAGAAGAGAAACUACUAUCCUUUGCUGAUCCCGCUGUCGUUUAAGGUUAUGAAUAAAUUGGCAAUAGAACCAGGUUUUAUUUAUUUCCCUACUUAUUUGAAAUUGAUUGAGGGGGGGCCUUAUUCGAAGGAGGCGCUUAUUUGAUGUUUGGCCUAACUGGUACACGCUUAUUCGGGGAAGGGCGCUUAUUUGAGCGCGGGCGCUUAUUCGAGGAAAUACGAUAUUCCCCAAUUUACCGGGGGGGGCAUAUUCGGUCACGUGAUCACACGCGAUCAACAAUUCAAAAAUGGAGAAGCCUUGACUGUGCUCUGUUCUGUUGUAAAGCGCGCAGAAAGCGGUUAAGGCACGAAAGAAGAGUAGGGUGAAACACGCGUCCACAUCUCUUAGUUUCUCCCACUUCUUGAGUACUCCUACCGCUUCCUAAGUGCUUUACAACGGUAAAGAGCACAGUUAAGGCUCUAUUUUUAAGGCUCUCUAUUCUAACUUCUCUAUUUUUUUUUAUAAUAAAGAAUCUGUUGAAUUCCCCACGCAUUGCUUUCAAUUUUUUAAACAAAUAUUAUUUCUAAAGCGAACAAAAGUGUCGUCAGCAUGUUCCACACUCUCAUAAAGCAUGCUACAAUGAGCCGAUUAGAAUCCUUGUUAGAAUGGUUCAAAUAAUCUGAUUGGUUGAACUAAAGCUGUCAAAAAUGUCAAACCACAAAAUUGAAUUUAACAAUCUGCACUAUCUUACAAACUGAUAGGCAGGUCGAAUUUGACACUUUCGCCUGAAGUUUCAAGUCUCUAAAAUAGAAACUGAAAUACAUGUUCAGUGAAGUUCAUAAUUAUAAAAACACGUAAGUUUCUUCACAUGACAAUUAAGAAACAAAUUGUUCAAGGCUUGUGCUUCAUGAAUGAACUACAGCCGAAUUAACAGGAACAUAAAGAUUGCUCAGGAUGACAGCGCCAUAAAACUCGCCUGCUGUGGCUGAUGCGUCAUCCUUUCCAAUGCGUUGAGGUCCACUCAACGCAUCGGAAAGUAUGUUAGAGCAAGCUCUUAGUUGUUCACUCGAAGGGCGGCCGAUGUUAUUUCUAAGGCUUCUUCACUGAGAUGACCGGAGAUCAUAAAGUUGAGCUAGCCGCGAUGGACCUCGGCAUGAUUCAUGAUUAGUAUGAAUUCUAACAGUUGUGCCUCUUGGCCAUAUCUUCCAUCAUUCCUGUUUUGUUCUGUUUUUGAACAUGAAACUAUACUUUCUUCACGGGUGUUACCUGUGUUAAAUUCUUACUACCGAACGUAAGCCUGCAAUCUAACUGAGCGAAAAAACCUUCAAAACUCGGACUGUCAAUUGCGUUUUCUUUGUCUCGCUCACGUCAUAAUGACGUAAAUUACGGCGCUCGGUAUGUUUACAAACCUUUGUUUGGUUUCUCUGUCGCUAUUUACUCGCCCAGGGAAAUGGUCGGACAUGGUACAAUUUGGCAGGUGGCGUGACCUUGUCAAAUCCUCCCCCCACUCCCCGGACUGGUCCUAAAUCCCCUUGAAGAAACUCUUCUACAACCAGUGCUGAAGACUUUUAUAACAGUUUUUAUUAUAAUAAAGGGCUGGAAAAUAAACUUACAGGAGCUCCGCUUUUAGGCUUGAUUAAAUAAGGUAAGCAGGUAUCCGGUUAGAUCGCUCCAUGGUUAGAUCGCUCCAAGUCAGAUCGCUCCAUACCGAAGUCAGAUCGCUCCACUCGAAAGUUAGUUCGCUCCAUCAAAUAAGUUACUUCGCUCCAUACAUAAGUUACUUCGCUCCAUGUAGAAACCUAAUACACUAACUUACUUCUGAUCUUUAUAGUUUAUAGUUGAUGAUGUGUAUCGAGUUGCUGAUCGACGUAUUCGCUAACUUGAGGCCACCAAAGCGAAUUAUCGAUGUUGGAACAAGUGUUUCAGUGUGUAAUGAACGUAGAAAACUAAUAAACUAACCUACUUCUGAUCUUUGUAGUUUAUAGUUGAUGAUGUUGCUUGCGAUCAAGUUGCUGAAAUAUAAAGUGAUCGACGAUUCGUUCACUUGAACCCACCAAAGCGAAUUACCAAUGAUGAAAUAAGUGUUUCAGUGUGUAAUAAAUGAUGAAAUAAGUGUUUCAGUGUGUAAUAAAUGAUAAAGUUAUUGUCUAAAUGGUCCUGUUUAAAGAGCAGCAGACACCACAACCAUCACAAACAAAAGGCUCCUUUAGGAGCCACCAAAUAAAAUAAAAGAAAUGACCAACAAUGAAUAUGAUUUAUAAAUAUUGCUUUCAAAGAAUCGCCAUUUUUAAACGUUGUCAAAUCCAGCCGUGAGUGAGACUGGGUUCGACUCCGGCUAAAAAUGGCGAGUCUUUAGUCGCGUUACAAUACUCUUUCUUUUCUUUUCCCUUAUCCUUCUGUCUUUUAUCAACCUUCCACGUUAGUUUUCUUCAUGGAGCGAAGUAACUUAUGUAUGGAGCGAAGUAACUUAUGUAUGGAGCGAAGUAACUUAUUUGAUGGAGCGAACUAACUUUCGAGUGGAGCGAUCUGACUUCGGUAUGGAGCGAUCUGACUUGGAGCGAUCUAACCAUGGAGCGAUCUAACCGUAAUUCGAUUAAAUAUAUAUAUUAUUUUGAAGGAAUUUAACAUAAAACAAAAUUUGAAGGAUUCGACGCAAAUUUAGAGCUAUUCCUAGUCAUCGGUAAUAAAGUUCGAAGAAGUCUCACAAUAUUAUUUCUACAGAAUUAAGUGAGGAAGUCACGUACCACGUUGCAACAACUCCAACAGAGAACAGACUUGCUUUCUUACAGGGUAACCUCGCCGUAGGCACACUCCAUUCUUGUUGCGAAGACAACACUGUUUGUAGCGUAGAGAAGGUUGUGUAGCACAUUCUAACAUAGUCGAUUUUAUUUUUAAAAACGGCAACUGAUAAACGAUUUAAUCUGGGCAAUUUUUUCAGGUAUAUGAGUGUACUUUUCCAUGGGGAAACUAUGGAGGCCCGUGUGCUUUAAAAAUAGUCCAGAUAGAGUCUCAGUAUACUCAAUCGCAAAAGGUUAGUCUUGUACCCUCUGAUGUAAAUGUUUUCAUUUAAGAAAACGUCCGAUUUUUAGCUAUACGGUUACUGCUACAUCAAAAAAUUUGAGCCUUCUCUUCGGAUUCACGAAGAAUUCAUUUAUCUUGAAAAAUUUACUUCUUCGAAAUUCCAGGAGGUGGAGCAACUCACAAAUGAAAUCAAUAUUUUGAAAGAAAUCAGACACGACCGAGUUGUGGCCUAUUAUGAUAGCGCAAAGAAAGGCAAUCAUCUCCAUCUAUUUAUGGAAUUGAUGACAGGGGUAAGUUUAAAGAGGAGCAAUAUUUAAUGACUCUGCGGUUGAUGAAUGAUUACUAUAACCUUUUGAGUGUUCUAAAGUCUUGAUGGGUAUUAAUUGAGAUGAGGGGCGUUACUGAAAUCAAAAUAAACUUAAGUUUUACUAUAGCUCAGGAUACAGCUGAUAACGCUUUCUCUAAGCGACUUCCAAUUCUGGAUAGCGAACAUUAACUUUUUCUGAUUCUAUAUUUCUUCAAUCCACCUUGGUUAACAUCAUUACUAUUGUAAAUAUAUUUAGCAAUCAUUCCACGAUUGCACGUUGGAUGUGAGAUGAUAGAUAGCCAACGAGGCCCAUCUUCUUGUGCCAUCUGAUAUUACCUCACUGAUUUAGUUUAUACCAAUAGAUUAUAAAUUGCCCAUAAUCUCCUGAAUAUACUAAAGCAACUAUUUACCUCUGUGUCUGUGGCUCAGUAGCGGCCCGGUAAAUAUCCACCACUAGCCUUCUCCACUUUAAUGAAUAGCUGUGAAUUGUAAUCCAUGAAAUGUUUUUGCUCGAGCGCCUUUGGUCUCAAAACGUCACGUUACUAGAUAUACCCCACCGAAAACAAAGGAAAAUCGGGUAAUAUUCUCUAAGUGAGUCCCUAAAGUCGGUGUUAAGAAUAAAAUUCAAGAUAAGACAGUGUUUUGGUGUUUUUGCAAAAAAGUGACAUAUUUGUUUGUUUAUGAAGUCGUACCAGCGAGCACUGAAAAGUGAACAUCCCAGUCAGUGAAAGGUAAACUAGUUGUGGACAUUUAGUCUUCCGCGCUGCAAAAAUAUUACAUAGGAUGAUAGACACAGUAGCCUCCAUCUGGCGCGAAAUUAUACUCGUACGUUUGUCCUUGGACAAUAAAAGUUCCUUGAAGUUCAUAAUUUUCCUCGAGCUUCGCUCUCGGAAAACUGUUCUCUUCAAGGAACAGAUAAAGACAAGUAUACGAGCACAAUUUCGCACUAAAUGCAUGCUAUUGUUUAUCUAAUCUACAUGAAAAAUACCGAAAUUUUGGCGCUAAGCAUGCUAAGUAUUGUUUGAUGUUAUUGAUAGGGAUCAUUGUCUGAUCGCAUAAAGGAGAAAAAAGUUCUCUUAGAAGAAGAGUCGAGGAAGUACACCAUGCAAAUGUUGGAAGGAGUAUAUUUUCUACAUUCAAAAGAAAUUAUUCAUAGGGACAUCAAAGGUGCAUAGAUCAUACAUAUUAAAUAUUGUAGUAAAUACAUUGAUUAGCCAUCACGCAAAUAAUUGUCUGAGAUGCCAGUUUUUGUCUUCUUCCUCAUACGUGGUCUUUAUUUGCAAUAGUCUUUGAAAUUUACCUCACACAAUUCAAGUACUUAAUCCACAAUAAAAGUUCAGGGAGAGGUGAUGUCUGAUACCGAUAUUAAUUACUUUAGCUGGGGUAAACUUCGCUUUCAUGUCAAUUGCCGUAUGCUGUGCAUCACCUGAAGUCUUCAUUAAUCUCUAAUUGAUUCAUUCAUAUAUUCUUAGGAUCAAACGUACUUCUAGAUGAACAUGGAAAUGUUAAACUGGCAGACUUCGGACUAUCGAAAAUAAUUGAGGUACAAUUCUAUGAUAUUUUGGAUCCUUUCAAUUAAUUAUAUCCCCUGAUGUGGAUUGUGUUUGUAGCGGGUAGAACGGUUAACGGUCAAUUCGCUACCACAACAAACUCGCCACUACUGAAUGUCAAAUCGCCACCGGUGGCGAUUUGAGUUUUUCGUUAUGCGUAGCCUGUCGAGUGAAUCUCACAUUAAAUGAAAUAAAACUUGUUGAUAUCAAGAAGAUUAUGAUUAUUUUGCGUACAGCGAAACCAGAGUGAUUUUCGCCGAGUGAUAUUCGCCAGGUAAUUUUCGCCGAUGUUAAGGAACCGCAUGAAAAUUUACAUCAAAUGAAAACUAGGAUGUAGUACCUUGCAACAUUAACUGCACAUUUUUAUCAAAUGAACAAUUUUUCUCAUUAAAGGGUUCCUUUAGAAACCACCAAAUGCUAAAAAAGUCAAUUCACUAGCCAACAACGAACAAAAUAAAAUAUGAAUCGAAUCUUAAAAACAAACAGAAGUUAUAAUAAUUCAGUACCUAUUUUGGCCUUCACAUACUGCUACAAACGCCCAAUUUUCAUAAGCCAGUCAAGAUACUAAAGCUAGAGAAAGUAAUUUGUGAGAGUAAGUGAAUUCGAAGCGCAUUUUUGACAAUUUGAGCACUGAUUAACUCAUCGAUCGUCGCCUCAGAAUUGGGAAAAUUUAACAGCCAAAAUUUUGUUUGGCAUUUCGGGAUCUACCUUUAGGGUGUGCUCCCUAGUCUAAAAGUCAGUUUUAUCCUGCAACGAUAUUGAUCGAGAAAUUCGAACGCGGCCGUCGAAGGGAACAUCAAAGUUUGCCCCUCAGGGACUCCUUGAGGACGCAAUGUCGCUUUCAGCAAAAUUUCGCCCACACUCUCAAUUUCGCAUCAUCAAAACUGAAAAAUGAGACAACUCUCAAAAUCCUGGCUUUCAUAUGAUGUAAUCUUCAUUAGGUUUGAUUAAGAAAUGUGUUUGUUGCGACAAAACUCGUGUUGAAGGUCACGUCGACAUUCUUUGUGCUUUAAAGAAAGAAAAGACGCCAAGUCUGUUUCCGUAAACUUCGUCGUAUUUGUGCGAGCUCUUUGUCGCAAUAUGCUAGUACUUCUUAGCCUUUAUUUGAUGUAAGUUUCAUACGAUUUCAUAAAAAUCGGCGAAAAUCACUUGGCGAAUAUCACUCGGUGAAAAUCACUCUGGUUUCGCUUUACACAAACUGAUCAUCGUGGUAUCAACAAGUUCUAUUUCAUUUACGGUUAACGUUCCAUAUUUGAGAGGUUACAUACAACUUCUGAGUCCCUUUCCCUUUUCGCCAUACAAUACUACAUCUUAGCUCUCAUUUAAUGUACGUUUCAUGCGACAGGCUACACAUAUCGAGAUAGUCAAAUCGCCACCGGUGGCAAUUUGACUUUCAGUGGUGCAUGGCGAGUUUUGCGCUGGCGAGUUUGUUGUGGUGGCGAAUUGACCAGAUACAGACAGAACGUGCACUUCAUUUGGUUGAUUUUGCAGGAAUAGGAUUCUCACGAAAUCACACGAGUAAUAUCAGACAUAUCAUGACAAUGCAUUUCUUGAGCCUUACAAACAGACGGCUGAAGACUAUAAGCCGCGAUAAACCGAUAUAAGAACUUGUGUAUUGAUUUUAUUACUGUGAAAAACCAUAAUGCGAUCACACGAAGAGAUUCUUCACAAUUUUAACACGCCACAAGUAGGGCUUUGCGCUCUUUGAGCAGGGUAGUGAUUAACGGUAUUUCAUUGAUUUUACAUUUGGAGGUGGAAAACUUGUUUGUUUACUCGCAAUUUGACGAUUUCAAAUGUUGCAUAUAAUUCCUUGCAAACCCCACCCGAAACGUCCGAAACUGUCUUUGAAUAUGACCUGUGGGGUCAUUGGUCUAGGGCGACGUGGUAAGAGCAUAAUUUGAAACAAAUCAGCCAGAAAAAAGAUAAAAGAUUCUUGAUCUCUUUCAUUCAUACCCAGAAAAUUGGGAGUAAAACCAAUCUUAUAUCCUAUUGCGGCACUCCCUACUGGAUGGCACCUGAAAUAUUCAGGGGAGAAGGAUACGGCAGAAAGGUAGACAUUUGGUAAGUUUAACUGUCUUCAUGAUAAGUAAAACACACAUAAAGAUGAUAGAGAGAGACACAGAGAGAGAGAGUGCUGUAAGGGAAUAAGGUGGGAAUGCUGCGAAGCUAGUUGUCUAACUACUUAUGAUAGACCUGCUCCUUCGCGUUCCUCCUAUUCCGCCAAUAGCUGUCUUUACGUUGAGGCUAUCAGUCCUUUCCCUGGAUCUGCUUUUUAUGAAAGAGAGGAUCAAGUUUCAUGAGAGUUCGACUAUUAAAGUUGAUUUAAAUAAUUGUUUAAGAUGCAUUUCUGUUCUCAAUGAAAUGCUUUCUUUCUUUCCUAUAAAGGAGUGUAGGUUGUACAGUUGUGGAAAUGUUGACGGGAAGACCUCCGCUGGGUGACCUCGAGCCAGCAGCGGCCAUGUUCCGUAUUGGAUCCAAGCCAACGGAACCAAACUUGCCGGAGGAUAUAUCAAAAGCUACCAAGGAUCUUAUUACGGCUGCUUUGACAUGGUUUGUAUGGUCUAAGGGUAUAUGGAAAUGUUAGAGGUAGUAAGGAUGAACUAUUCAUAUUUGUUUCAAUUGUAGGAGCCCUGAGGAACGACCAUGGUCUAGAGAUUUGCUGUUUGAAUUUUUUCCGGAAUCUCUAUGGGGUAAGGACUGGAUGAAGCAUUUGCUUUUUAACAAAAAUAUAAAAUUGGUAUUUGACUUCUUGUCAGUGGGCUAACGUGACGAAAUUAGCCAGCAGAGAAAGCGUGGCAGGGUGAGUGCAUGGUACUCGCAAUGCGGAAGUUCCAGGUUCGAGACACGCUUUAACAGUUGUCUGGAUUUGCCUUUCAACUGUUCUGAGCUCAACAGUUCCACCAUGCUUAUAAAUAGCCAAAUGGUUUGCCUUCUGCCAUUUGGGGUUUUGAAAAACACACAUUCAACCCCUAGUUACACAGGCUACAUGUUAAUUUUUGUAAAUAUAUAGUUGUUACUGUGUCAUCCACACCACGUCUUAAUUUGAUAUUUGGAAAUUCUAUCCUUCACCUCUUCACUCGUUCGUUUUCAUUAAUUUAUUUUCAUUCUUCAAUUUUCACUCAUAUCUUUUCAUCCAUUAUUUAUCUAUUUAUUUAUUUAUCUGUCUAAAUUUUCCUACCUUUUGACAAAAACUAAUCAAAGGAAAGUUAAAGCUCCUUUUCAAUCACUUCUGUACUUCGAACUUUAGAAUGGUUGUACUGAAAUCGCAGCUCUAAGGACAGCUCUUAUUAUUUCGACAGGGCCUCUUUUUCGGAACCACUUCGAGAGUUUUUAUGAUGAUGUACCAAUCAACGACGUUUAAUCAAUGUAAACCACAAUGAAAUUAGUUUUAUAAGAGUUCUUUGCAUCUAUUUUUAGUGUAAUGAUAGAAUCUAAAAAACACGGAACGGCGGAAAAUGACCCCAAAUCCUAAAACACGGAACGGAUGUCAGGGCAUGUUGCAAAUUUUGUACAAAAACACUAAGCGCUUGGCUCAUUUAUCCCCACGACGAUAACGCGCGUGACUAAAAUUAAGUGUUAUUAAUUUUUUUUCUUUUACUGA
Molecule: messenger RNA, 20418 nt
Organism: Pocillopora meandrina
Lineage: Eukaryota; Metazoa; Cnidaria; Anthozoa; Scleractinia; Pocilloporidae
Source: the annotation of a GenBank genome assembly